Molecule: messenger RNA, 2847 nt
Organism: Pseudonaja textilis
Lineage: Eukaryota; Metazoa; Chordata; Lepidosauria; Squamata; Elapidae
Gene: PPP1R21
Product: protein phosphatase 1 regulatory subunit 21
Cellular component (GO): early endosome; membrane
Source: RefSeq, a predicted model, not a curated record
GGAAGUACGUCUCCUACAAUGGUUGGAGCAGGCGGAGGGUCGCUUUCCGGGUAGCGGCUUCUCGUACACUGGGGCGGUCAUGGCGGCAGCGACCGAGCUGCAAGGGAAGUACCAGAAACUAGCGCAGGAAUAUUCCAAGCUUCGUGCUCAGAAUCAAGUAUUGAAAAAGGGUGUAAUGGAUGAGCAGGCAAACUCAGCAGCUCUAAAGGAACAAAUGAAAAUGAAAGACCAAUCACUCAGGAAGCUGCAACAGGAAAUGGAUAGUUUGACUUUUCGAAAUCAGCAGUUGGCCAAGAGAGUAGAGCUCCUUCAAGAUGAACUUGCAUUAAGUGAAUAUAAAGGCAAGAAGAACAAGAAAAGUGGUGACUCUGUAACUCAGUUGAGUCAAGAACAGAAAAACGUCUUUGGUGAAGAUCUUCAAAAAAAGAUAGAAGAAAAUGAGAGGUUACACAUUCAGUUCUUUGAGGCAGAUGAGCAACAUAAGCGCUUAGAAGGUGAGCUGAGAAGCAGACUUGAUGUUUUAGAGAUGGAGACUGCACAGCAUCAAGCUGUGGUGGAUGGCCUUACUAGGAAGUACAUGGAUACAAUAGAAAAGCUGCAAAAUGAUAAAGCCAAGUUAGAAAUCAAAUCUCAAAGCCUAGAGAAGGAAGCCAAGGAUUGCAGAGGUCGAACAGAAGAGUGCCAGCGGCAGCUACAGCAUCUUCAUAGAGACCUGAGUAGCAGAUUGGAUGAGUCUUUACGGAUUAUAAGUGAAAAAGUACCUUUCAAUGAUACAAGAUCUAGCCAGUAUAAUGCUCUGAACGUGCCAUUACAUAAUCGACGCAGGCAAUUGAAACUUCGUGAUCUUGCUGGUCAAGCUCUGGCCUUUAUCCAGGAUUUAGUGACAGCUCUCCUUAAUUUCCACACCUACACCGAGCAGCGAAUUCAGAUUUUCCCAAUUGAUUCUGCCACAGAUACCAUUUCACCCUUAAAUCAGAAGUUCUCACAGUACCUUCAUGAAAAUGCAUCCUACAUUCGCCCACUGGAGGAAGGCAUUCUGCAUUUGUUUGAGAACAUCACAGAAGACACCAUCACAGUGCUGGAAACAACUACGGAAUUAAAAACUUUUUCUGACUACUUAACAUCUUAUGUCUGCUUUCUCAGGAAGAUUCUUCCUUAUCAGUUGAAAAGUUUGGAAGAAGAGUGUGAAUCUUCUCUUUGCACAGCUGCAUUAAGAGCCAUGAAUAUGAACCUGCAAAAUGAUAUGAAGAAGCUGACGGCAAUCUUUGAGAAGCUGCAUACAUACAUUUGUCUUCUAGCCUUACCCAGCACAAAAGCAGAUCACCUGCUUCAAACAAAUUUCAACUCUGUGUUCACAUGCAUUGCUUCAGCUCUUAAUGGAUUUCAAGAAGUUAUGAAAGAUAUUAACAAGCACUUUAGUCAAAAAGCUACCUUGGAACGUGAGCUCCCUAUAGCCACUCAGAAGCUCAUCACCACCAAUGACUGUAUCUUAUCCUCUCUGUUAGCAUUAACUAAUGCAACAGGCAAGAUUGCGUCAUUCUUCUGCAAUAAUUUAGAUAGUUUCACUCUAUCACUGAGUUAUGGACCUAAAGGAGGAAUGGCAUUUGUCAACCCCCUCUCAGCUGAGUGCAUGCUUCAGUAUAAGAAGAAAGCAGCUGCCUACAUGAAACAUCUGAAGAAGCCUUGUCCUGAUUCAGUGCCUUAUGAAGAGGCUUUGGCUAAUCGCAGGAUUCUUCUGAGUUCCACAGAGAGCAGAGAAGGCCUCGCACAGCAGGUCCAGCAGAGUUUGGAAAAAAUUGCAAAAUUGGAACAAGAAAAAGAGCAUUGGAUGCUGGAGGCCCAGCUAGCUAAAAUUAAGUUAGAAAAAGAGAAUAAAAAAGUAUCUGAAAAAGCCAAAACGUCUGUAGGCAACCAGCUGAUUGAAGCAACCACAGAAAAUUCCUUUGUGUUAAAUGCAAUGAAACAAGAAAAGGAUGAUGGUGCAGAAAAAGCACUGAGAGAGCCAGUUCAAAGUACAAGUUUGAUUGGAAUGCUAACAGUGACCACUGGAAAUGAAGAGAUUCCAGAAGCUGAUACCAGGGAAGAUUUGAUAAAGAACCACUAUAUGGCGAGAAUAAUAGAGCUUACAUCUCAGCUACAGUUUGCUGAUAGCAAGUCUGUACAUUUUCAUGCAGAGUGCCGAGCACUUGUAAAACGGCUUACUCUAGCAGAGAAUGCAAAAGAAUCAUUACUGGAAAAAAUGAAAUUAACAAGACUUAACAUCAGCAAGUUACAGGAUGAGUUGACAACAACCAAGAGAAGCUAUGAAGAUCAGUUAAGCAUGAUGAGUGACCACCUUUGCAGUAUGAAUGAAACCUUAACCAAACAACGGGAAGAGAUAGAUACAUUAAAACUGGCUAACAAAGGAAAUUCCAAGAAGAACAAAAGCCGAUAGUAUUGGUUGGCUAGCUGUUUUUACAAUUAUGCUGCGACAGAGAAAACACCGAUACUGGGACUGGAUUUCAGUUGGUCAACUCACCUGUUGCUUGGAUAUGGCUGUAAUUCAGUUUAGGCUUUGAUGUUGUGCAUAAAAUUGAAAACAUACUGGUUGUGUUUAGCCAGCAAAAUCUAAACUGAACUUGGUAUGGUCAGAAACACGGGCAGGAAAAUGAAUAUUGUAUGGAUAGCAUGCAUAGAACUCAACCAUAAUUUUUUAUCAUACACUUUGGAUAAGUUUUAAUUUCCAUCUCCAAACUUCUUCAGUUGUGUAUAUUUUGAUGCAUACUAGAUGAACAGAUUGGGCAUUAAUGCAGUAGUUGUCUUUUCCUUCACUCCUGCUCAUCCAUCCUUGUUUACAAGAAAUAACCA